CUGCUGAGGGGGCACAGGGCGGGGGGGGGCAACCUGCCCCCAGGCCCGCGCCCCCUCCCCCUCCUGGGCAACCUGCGGCAGUUGUGGGGCCCUUCGCUGUUGCAUUCUCUGCUGGCGCUCCGAGACCAGUACGGCCCGGUGUUCACCAUCUACAUGGGGCCGCACCGGGCGGUGGUGCUGUGGGGCUACGAGGCGGUGAAGGAGGCCCUGGUGGACCACGCGGAGGAGUUCAGUGGCCGGGAGGGGUUGGCUCUGGCAGAGAGGACCUCCAAGGGCAAUGGGCUCUUCUUCAGCAACGGGGAGACGUGGCGGCAGCUGCGCCGGUUCGCCCUGAGCACCCUGCGGGACUUCGGCAUGGGGAAGCGGAGCAUCGAGGAGCGGAUCCGGGAGGAGGCCCACUACCUACUGGAGGAGCUCGGGAAGACCAAAGGUUUGGGAUUUUUCAAAGAGUUCCAGACGCUGCUCAGCCUGAUCCAGGCCAACUUCCGCCGCGUGGACACCGUCUGGGUGCAGCUCUACAACCUCUUCCCCACCAUCAUGAACCUCCUGCCCGGCCCUCACCACCGCCUCUUUGAGAACUUCGAAGAACAGAAGCGAUACGUGGCUGGGGUCGUCCAGAAGCACAGAGAGACCCUGGACCCGUCCUCCCCACGGGACUACACCGACGCCUUCCUCAUCCGGAUGCAGCAGGUCCAGGCGGAGAUCGAGCGGGAGAUCGGCCAGCAGCGCGCCCCCCGCAUGGAGGACAGGGCCAAGAUGCCCUACACCGACGCCGUCAUCCAUGAGAUCCAGCGCUUCGCCGACGUCCUUCCUCUGGGCGUGCCCCACGCCGUGACACGGGACACCCAGUUCAGAGGCUACACCCUUCCUAAGGGCACGGCCGUGUUUCCCAUCCUGCAUUCCGUCCUGCACGACCCUGGGCGAUUCGCCCACCCGGAGACCUUCGACCCCGGGCACUUCCUGGAUGCGGAUGGCGGAUUUCAGAAGAACGCGGCGUUCAUGGCCUUCUCGGCAGGGCUCCUCCUGGCCAACGGGGUGCGGUUCUCCAUCGCCGCCCUGCGGGACCUGGGCAUGGGGAAAAGGCCCCUGGAGGAGCGGGUCGCCGCGGAGGCCCAGGCUCUGGUGGAGGAGAGAGGGGAAACCAAAGGUUUGCGCCAGCUCUACGAGAUGUUUUCAGGCCUCCUGCGGUUCCUCCCUGGCCCCCACAACCGGAUCCUUGUGCACGUCGGGGUGCUGCACGAUUUCGUCACUGGGCGCAUGCGGAGGAACCAGGAGACCUUGGACCCCAGCUGCCCGCGGGAUUAUAUCGACGCUUUCCUCAUCAAGAUGGAAGAGGAAAAGCAAAACCCGCACAGCGAGUUCCACGCGAGGAACCUGACGCUGAGCACGGUGCAUCUGUUCUUUGGGGGGACCGAGAUGGUGAGCGCCACGCUGAGAUACGGCUUCCUGCUCCUGGCGAAACACCCGGAGGUCCAAGGUACCGAUGGCGCGGGGCGGGCCGCCCCCGUUUCAUGCAGAGCGAGGGCGGCGGCCGCCGGGGCCCGCAGCCCCGCCGCCGAGGACCGCAGCCGGAUGCCCUACACCCAGGCGGUGAUCCACGAGGUCCAGCGGUUCUGCUACGUCCUCCCGCUGGGGAUCCCGCACGCCGUGAGCCGAGACACCCAGUUCCGGGGGUACACGCUCCCCAAGGGGACCGACGUUCUCUGCGCGCUCGGCUCUGCCCUGCGGGACCCCGGCCACUUCCGCGACCCCGAGCGCUUCAACCCGGGGAACUUCUUGGGCGAGGAUGGCCGCUUUCAGAAGAACCCGGCUUUCAUGGCCUUCUCCGCAGGGAAGCGGAUCUGCCUGGGCGAGGGCCUGGCCCGCCUGGAGCUCUUCCUCUUCCUCACCACCGUCUUGCAGCGCUUCGCCCUGACCUGGCCCGGCGACCCCCAGGAAAUAGACCUAACCCCGCAGGGGAGCGGGUUUUGGAACCUCCCUCCUGAGUACCAGAUCUGUGCGGUGCCGCGCUGAGGAGGGAGCUCGCCGGCGGGGGGGCAGCGAGCAGGAGACACAUCCGACGGCCCUGGGCAGGCCUGUGCCAAUGAGGAAGCUGUCCCAGGCAGCGAUCUCAUGUACAGGUCUGGGCACGGGACGUGUGGCUGCUUUUUGUAACGCCCGCGGAGCUCUGACGUCCUGUCCUGUCCCGGCACGGAGGGGCCCUGCGAGGGAGCAGGCGCGUGGCUUUGUGCUUGCAGAGCAGGUGUGAUGCUGGGCGGGGCUGUGGGGUCUAGUGGUUACAGCAAGCGCCUGGGCAUCAGGG
Molecule: messenger RNA, 2302 nt
Organism: Pelodiscus sinensis (Chinese soft-shelled turtle)
Lineage: Eukaryota; Metazoa; Chordata; Testudines; Trionychidae
Source: RefSeq, a predicted model, not a curated record